CUACGACGAGAAGCUCGCGGAGUUCUCGUCGCUGGUGAAGGAGAGUCACGAUUGGUUGAAUGACUAUGUUUCGGACUCUUUGGGGCUGCCGAGAUCGGUGGAAGAAACGCCGGAGGCCCUGCAGGUCGAGAACGGCGUCGAGAAGGAUCUGCUUUCGUCUGGCGAUGACGAGUUCGUGGAUGCAGAAACGGAUCAAGACCAGAAGCAAGAACGUGCAUUGAUAGCCGAGAAUCGACCUGCAACGCCCGAGAUCGAGAAAUCCGAAGUCCUACCCACCGACGUCAAGGAACAGGCUGCAACGAAGAAUGAUGAUACAGUAGUUGCUCAGGAUCAAUUGGCAGAUGCAGCAGAUCAGGUGGCGAUCGAGAAUCACGACAACGAGGAGGAAAUCGGUAUGGUGGACGAACCAGUUCCGGAAGACAUGCAUGUGAUUCCUCCGCCAAAGGAGGUUCAGGAUAAUGAGGCACAGGAGACGCCUGCUGAGGAAGAGGAAGAUGAUGAUGUGAUCUUGACGGAAGCACCGAGUGAGAAGGUCAUGGAAGAAGAGGUCCAGAAGGACGAGGAGGUGGAGGAGGCAGUACAGGCAAUUGUCCACACUGAGGAAGACCUUCCAAAAGAUCAUGAGGUGGAUACGCCAAAUAAGGAUGACGACGCUACGUCUCCACAACGACAGGCAUCACCGGAACAGCCGCCUCCACAAGCCGCCCUUCUACCGUCCUCACCACCCUCGAAACCCGCAGAGGUAUCCGAAAAGUUAUCUACAGCACGAAGAUCAACAGAGGAACGCUACUACGACUACGAGGAGCCUACUCGAGAGGAGACCGAUGAUCAUGACGCUUCAUUCAAUGCUAAUGCUUCGCAACAUGGUGCACCUUCAUCGCCAACACUUUCAUCAGCGCCCGCAUCAAGUCUGAACUUCGCGUCUUUGCCAAAACGACAACCAUUGGGGAAGAAAAGUCUAGGUAAGCAGGCCAGUGGACAAGCGGGUGGGUCGAGGACAAGCAUGCUGGAAGGCCUUCUCAAAAACCCUGGUUCUUCAUCCUAUUCUUUGGGAUCCAAGAAAUCCCUGGGCCUGGUCUCAAACCCCGAAAAUGUGCCCGAAAAUGUGCAGGAAGCAGAUGAGAACAUCGAUGAGCCUCGGAGUGUUGAUCGUGUGGACGAGGAGUUGCAUCGUGGCGAGGAAAGAAUAAAGAGCGUAUUUUCGACUGGAAGUAUGCGAAUACACGAGGCGCUUAACUCGCUCAUGUCGAAGAAAUCUAUGGCAGGGUUGGGACACUUGCAGACGGAGGCGACACCGAAGCCAGUUUCUUUGCCACGGGACGACGUGGAAAGCGCGGAAGUUACACCGAGACCCGCUGCGGAGGCGGAGGAACAAGAGAGGGAAGAAGACGAGGAUCGAAUGAGUCUCACACCGAAGGCGGUAACAGAAAGGGAAGAGGUACAAACAGUUGUGAAAGAAGCCCAGGCUCCGGUACCUACACAUGGCGUCUCACCAACUCUGGAUUACGAGAGUGAGGACGACUGGGUACCCAAGGUUGACUUCAUCUCACAAACACCCAAGUUACCAAGAACGAAGCUGCAGGCCCAGGUCACGGGUUCACCAGAAGAGGAGUCAGGGAAGCUGUAUCCCAGCUUACCAGGAAUGGAUACCUGGGAGGCAUCGCCCCCGCGUCAAGCAAGGAAGGAAGAAGCCGAGCCCGUACUCGCUUCACCUGCGCCAACCUCCCUGUUCCAGGCUGCUAAGAUGGGUGCUUCGUCGGCAUUGCGCUUCGCCAAGUCUGCAAUGAUGGGUAGUGCGCAUGAAUCGCCUUUACCCGCACACAAGCCUCCGACAGCGAGUGAGGAAGUCUUGACUGAAGGGCCUGUUCCGGUGACCGAGAAAGGCUCGAAACUGUAUCCUGACCUUUCUUCUGUUACGCAGACCCAGGGAUCUGCUGCGCUAGCAUCGCCAUCAAAGAUCCGGAAGGCGCCGUUAUGGCAGAAUGGGUCGCCAAUGAAGCCGUUCUCGAGACUCGGUACCCCGGUCAAGUCCGCGAAAAAUCUUGGCAAGGGGUUGGACGACCCGUUUGGACCAAGACAGUUGUUCGCUGUCAAAGAUGGCGCACGGACACCCAUGGGAAUUCCUUCCAAACCAUUAAAGACGCCAUUGACGAGGGCGGUGAGUCCGGUGAAGGUGCCAAACUACAUGAGUCCGACCAAGAGUUUCAUGAAGAAGGAUGUAGGGGAAGCGGGCCCGGCUCGGGUCACGAGGGCAGCAGCAGCAGCGGCGAGUGUGACAAACACUCCUGUCGCGUUGCCCAAGUCCAAUUCUGCUUCGGCGUCGCCACCUCCGGUGGAGGAGGCUGAAGUCUCGAGGCCGAGGGAGGACAUCAAUGCACCGCAGCUGAACCCACUUGCAAUGGCAGCCAAGAAGACCAUUCUGAGGCCCACUCCGGGUGCUAUGCAGUUGAAGGCGAAUAAGCCUGUCAUUCGUGUACCAACAGCGAGCCAAAGGACCCUUCAACCGCCGUCACAGGUUUCCAUGCCGUCUAUUCCGUCUAUGCCAGCUGCCGUGGCUCCUGCCAUGCCAGUAUCGACGCCGGUUGCCCUUCCCGUUACGAAACCAGCUGGUUUGACUGAGCCAGUUCCAGUCGAGUCUGAACAAGCAAGAACGACCCGAGCUGCUCCACCCGCAGCACCACCGAAGCACAUCAAAGCAAUGACCGCUGCCUCCAACGCCAAGAAGAAGGAGCAAAUGGAGAAGGAGAGGCGUGCGGCGCAGAAAGCCGAGAUCGAGAAGCGAAGGGCAGAAAACAUCCAGAAGCAGCGCGAGGAAGAGGAGCGGAAGAGGCUGGAGGCGCAGCGUAAGGCACAAGGAUUGGACGCGAACGGGGAGAAGAAGAGGAAGGUUGUAAUGGAGCCAGUAUCACAGCCGGCACCCAAGCGACCUCUGCGAACGGUCCCAAGCAAACAGAAUUUGGGCCGUGAACCGAGUGAAGAGCCUGUAGCGGGCAAGUACGCUCCACCUCAACCCCAAGCUCAGCAGACGUUGAAGAGGGUGUACGAAGCCGACCCUGAUGUUGCGGAGAUUACGAUUGCAUCAAUGAGGUCAGCUGCUCCAUCAUCGAUCCGUCCGGUUGGGACUGGGCUUACGCAAGAGGCCAAGCGCCGCCGUACUGAAGAUGUACAGCAGGAGCAGCCUUCGUUGACAGGUAAGCCCAUGCGUGCUUCUGUCGCGAGGGCUCCAGGCGCCAAGCUUCAGCCAAACAAGUUUAUGGGUUCUUCUAUGAUGUCCAGCGGCGCUACCAAACUCCAGCAACAGCCCAAGUUCGGACCCGCACAAACAAAGACUGCGGGUGUGCCCAUGGUCGAGGGCGUGAAGUUCUCGACCGACACCAUCAGGUUUGCGG
Messenger RNA from Saitoella complicata NRRL Y-17804, 3389 nucleotides. RefSeq lists its product as uncharacterized. The annotation marks the transcript as partial. The transcript has 2 exons. NCBI's taxonomy places the organism in Eukaryota, Fungi, Ascomycota, Saitoellomycetes, Saitoellales, Saitoellaceae. The record is from RefSeq and is a predicted model, not a curated record.